Hermetia illucens (black soldier fly) is the source of this 694-nucleotide messenger RNA. It is a transcript of the gene mRpL35, whose product is annotated as 39S ribosomal protein L35, mitochondrial. The transcript is spliced from 2 exons. Bases 42 to 590 code for a protein of 182 amino acids. The record is from RefSeq and is a predicted model, not a curated record. Gene Ontology annotation, molecular function: structural constituent of ribosome. Gene Ontology annotation, cellular component: mitochondrion; ribosome. Gene Ontology annotation, biological process: translation. NCBI's taxonomy places the organism in Eukaryota, Metazoa, Arthropoda, Insecta, Diptera, Stratiomyidae.
UGGCAGUUUAAUGUCAAACGUAGGGUUAUAGUAGAUCCGGUAUGCUGCGAUUUGCUGUGACGACGGCGCUUCGCGCGUCAAGGAACCUACAACUUGUUUCGCAAGGCUGCUCGAAGGUUAACCCAAUCUUAUUUGCAAGCAGAAACUUCGCUUCCUUUAGGACUCAGACAACGCUGCUUUCAUCACCUUCAAUCAGUUCACAAUGCACGCCCAUCAGGAAUUCACUUUUGCUUCAAGCACUUUUACCCAACACUCCCGUUUUGAUGCAACAACCUGCCCGCAGUGUAACCAAGUUCUCCCUUCGGAAGGGAAAAAGGAAAGCGGUGAAGGCCGUGAUUAAACGUUUCAAAAGGCUACAUUGGGGUGCAUGGAUCCGAACACGAUGUGGUCGACACAAGAAAAUGUGGAAGAAAUCAGCGGCGCUAACUAAAAGACUGCGACAACAUGUCUUCGUCAACGGGCAACAGUCUAUGCUUCUGGAUAAGAUGGUGACGAAGUUCUGGCGGCGGCCGAAGUACUACUUAGAUGAUCCCUAUACUCCGUAUCAUACGAGGAAUGAAUUCAAGCUGACGAAAACGAAGCGGAUGUAAUUUGUGGCUUCCUGUAAUGCUUCAAAAUGUUCUUGCUAAGUGAAAUUAUUAUUUAGAUUUCAAAUGUAUAAUAAACUGAAACCGAUAUACUUGUAGAUUAUAAA